GAUACACAGGAGGCCUGGCAUGCUGCAAUUCAUGGGGUCACAAAAAGUCGGACACAACUGAGUGACUUAACUGAACUGAACUGAAAUAUAAGAAACCAUGCUUAACAUAUUAAUGAUUAGAACCCCAACUUGUCUACCAUCUCCAUGGCCACAGUUCUGGUCCUUCAACACUCAUCUGGACAACAUCGGUGAUCUCCUCCUGGACUCCUGCCUCCUUCCUUAACUCCAAAGUCUUUUCUCCCCAGCCUGAUGGAGCCCACUAAAACUGGUUAACGCCACGUACUUCCUUUUAUCCAAACCUCUCACUACCUCCAGAAAUGAUGCCAGACUUCUUAGAUAGCCUCAUCACAGGCCCGAUUACUGAUCCUCAGUUCUUUGUUCUUAACAUAAAGAUGGAGGCCUCCUGUAUGUAUCCUGUUCCCACCUUAGUCACAUGUCCAAACAUCUGCAUAUGCUGGGAUCUGUUCCUGAGAUAACCUUCCACACCAGUUUACAUCGGUUGUCUGGAGUGGGAAUACUUCUAUGUUACCCCUGUCCGGCCCCUAGGACCCCGGGCUUGGGGACAUCCUCAGGAUCCCCACACUCAAGCCCUGAGAAUAUACAAAGGGAAGAGUCUCAAUACCCAACACCCAGACACUUUAACAGCAGUGUCCUUACCACUGAGGGAUGGAGACACCCUCUCCUGCCGUGAGUGGGAUCCCUCAGUACGUUAAAACCUCCGGAACCUGUGGGAAAAGGAAGGGAACUAUGGCUGGGCUCCAGGUAUGCAGGAAUCUCCUGUACCCCCACCCACGCUUGGGACCUGGUGACCUCUGCUUAACUUCGGUCUGCUUCAGCCCUCAGGGCUGCCCCGCGGCAGGUCUCUGCUCUUGAGCAAGGCCUCUGGUUCCCUGUGCCUCAGCGUCCCCAGCACCCACACUCCAGCCUACUCCCGCCUCCAGACGUAUCUGUCUAUCUUCUAAACGAUGGCUCAGACAGUCAAGACUCUGCCUGCGAUGUGGGAGACCCGGGUUCAAUCCCUGGACCGGGAUGUCCUGAAGAAAGGACAUGGCAACCCACUCCAGGAUUCUUGCCUCCAGAAGCCCGUGGACAGAGGAGCCUGGCAGGCUUAUAGCCCAUGGGGUCACAAAGAGCGGGACACGACUGAGCGACUACCAAACGCUAACAUAUCACGCGCCCACCAGCCUCCAAGGCCUCAGCAAGAAGGAGCCACCCUCCUGCCCAUCCUGAGGCACUCGGCCGCACUGCUGACUGGACACACAACGAACCCAGAUUUCCGAGUCCUCCCGCCCAGGGCUGACCGCCAAGCCUCUACCCGGGCCGGGCCCUCCGCCCGUGACCUUGCCCACGCGCCGCCGUCACACUGUUCGUCAGAAACAGGGCCCCACCCACGGCCGCCCGAGAGGCUGGGCCUGGGCUGCAGGCCCGGGAGCGGUGCCCGGCACCCUGGGCUUCAGCGUCUGGCGGAGCGUUUACCUGCGGCGCGUCCCACCGCGCGGCCUCUGCCUCCUGAGUCGGCGGGCGCAGCGUGGCUGGAGCGGCCUGAGAGGACGGGGCGCUGGGCACGGGGUCCGUAUUCCGGCCUGGUCCGGUCGCCUCCAGGGGUGUCGCCAGCCUCGGGCCUGUCUUUGUGGCGGGGAAAGGAGAGCGGCCCCUCCACUGGCGCUUCCUCAGACCCAUCACCCCGUCCUGAACCAGCACCUCGUGAGAACAGACCCAGGGCGGGCAAAAUGGCCGCGUAAAGAAGGCUGGGAGUCCCUGCU
Molecule: messenger RNA, 1763 nt
Organism: Cervus elaphus (red deer)
Lineage: Eukaryota; Metazoa; Chordata; Mammalia; Artiodactyla; Cervidae
Gene: C31H3orf38
Product: chromosome 31 C3orf38 homolog
Exons: 2
Coding region: 966-1742 (258 amino acids)
Source: RefSeq, a predicted model, not a curated record